This is a messenger RNA of Penicillium lagena, 2244 nucleotides long. RefSeq lists its product as uncharacterized. NCBI's taxonomy places the organism in Eukaryota, Fungi, Ascomycota, Eurotiomycetes, Eurotiales, Aspergillaceae. Gene Ontology annotation, cellular component: mRNA capping enzyme complex. Gene Ontology annotation, biological process: 7-methylguanosine mRNA capping; polynucleotide 5' dephosphorylation. Gene Ontology annotation, molecular function: polynucleotide 5'-phosphatase activity. Bases 1 to 2244 code for a protein of 747 amino acids. The transcript is spliced from 3 exons. The record is from RefSeq and is a predicted model, not a curated record.
AUGGAUUUGCGCACCAUCAUGAACAGCGACGCCGCCGGCGCCUCCAACCGUCCCGCCAAAUCCUCGAGUCCUUCAUCGGAGCCAUCGCAUCCGCCGCACGCCCAUCAGCCAAUGCCCUAUCCUUCUGAAUAUGUUGCGCGACCCGCACAACCACAUGCCCACCACGUUUCCCCCGAUCGAUCCUCACCCUACGGCCCGACCAAAUCGCCCUACCAGCAAUUCAACGCACCACCGACGCUAAAUACUGCAGUACAAUCGCAUCGCAGCCAGAGUCCCCAAUAUGCCCCGGCUCCCUAUACGCCGGGAGCGCGAGAUGCGUUCGGCGCGCCGCCACCGUAUAACGCGCCGCAACCCGCCGCUCCAAUGGCUUCACCGUACACGCCACAUCCCAUGAGCGCGGGAUCCCAGCAUCCCGAUCAGCAGUCCUAUUUUGCGCAGCAGCGUUCCAACUCACUUCAGACGGUGAUGACGAACCCGCGUGCCCCGGGCGAGUCCUUCCGACCCCGCGACAGCCCACCGUCUGCCACGCCGCAGUCUCUUCCGCCGCAACACUUCUCUCCUUCUGCGCAUCGCUCGGUCCCCAGUACGCCUCUUGGGCCGCCGCCUGCCUUCUCGUCGCGUCGUUCGCCAUCGUCUGCCCGCCCUCCAUCCUCCGGUCGCGAUUCUCCCCGAAACCCACUGUCUAGCCCGCGCCCCGCGCACGAUCCCACAACCCGUGAUUCACCACAAACUCAAUCCCCAGCGACCCAGAAACACUUGUCGCCUCUCAGUUCUCGACCAUCUGAUCCGGCUCCCCAAAGUAUUUCUGCGGGGCUGAAGCAAGAACCUGUAGAGAGUGUAGGCUCCAAACCCGCCUCCCGAACAAACAACGUCACCACUGUCUCAGAGACCAGAGAAGCACCUCAAAUUGCAGGUCCGGGAUCACACGUCUCGUCUGUUGCUCCAGGGAUGCAGAUGGACAGCUCGCCUUCGGCAUCUGUGGCGCACGCACCCCCGAUGAAAAUGGACAUAGACCCUGAGCCGGUUCCCCGCGCAAGCGUCGAUAGCCAACCGCCCAAACCUAAGAGGAGGAGGUACAACGAGCCUCCGAUCUUUGCUCGGAGAUCUAUUCGAAGCAAAGGCAGAUGCCCAAUGAUCCCGAACCAGCAGCCGCCCAUUCCAAAACAUGCGAGACGCGCAUAUCAGGAUUCCUGGACCGAGCGCAGACGAUCGUCAUCUGUAGCAGGACCCACGACACACUCUCCGUCAGUUGCUCGAGGAUCAAUUGCGCCUCCAACCAACACCAAUGGGCCCUCGAUGCAACCCCUACCAGCAGCUUCAAAAGAAGUUGGCUCUCUUGGGCCGUGGGAGCCUUCCAUUACUGGAUUCAUUCCGCAUGAGGAAGUCACGAAGCGUCUCUGUGAUUUCCUUUUCGAACAUGUGGUAUUGAGAAAUGACGUGGCCGCUGGGGCGGCGGGCUCGGCGGCCGCUGGCCAGGGCGCGAUCAUUGAGGUUGAAGCGAAGUUAGGCCGUAUCCUGGAUAUGGAUCGAUCAGAGCGGCUGAACCUUCCUAUCCUGACCGAGAGCGUUAUAAACCGCAAGAACCCAAUGCUCCGAACAUCUUUUGAGAGCAAUAUGAGCAUUGAGCAACACCGGGCUAUGAAUAAUUUUCUGAACGAUGCUGUUAAAGAAUCACUGCCUCAUACAAACCCAAAUCGCAUUCCGCUUUCGUAUGCGCAUAAAAAGGAGCGAGACACGUUCUACGAGGUCUCGGCGGCCGACCUGCCGCCAGUGAUCCGCCACAAUCUGAACCCACGACAUAAACCCCGAGUCCGCGUGACGACUGACCAGCGCACGGGCGAGGUGCUUGCCAAGAUUAUCAAGUGCCGCGUCGCCGAUUUCGAUGUCUACAGCCCCAGCACCCACGUGGACUGGCGUGUGAGUGUGAACUUGGAAAUGGAGUACGAAGGCGACAUCCACAGCCUUACCGUCGCGGAUGCAGCCAAAGGUGGCCGCGGCGAGCGCAACAAGGAUCGCAUGAGCUACCGACAUUUGGCGUAUCAGGUCGAUUUGACCCAGGUGGCCCGCGCCGAGCCUCCGACAAAAAACGAUUUCGAGCACGAGCUCGAGAUUGAGGCGUCUGCUGCCGAAAUCCGCCGCCAGGGCAACCUUGCCAUGGAAGGUAAUCCGAAAAACCAGUACGAAGAGCUCGUCAAGGGAUUCGUGGACAAUAUCAGGGUCUUGGCUCGUGCUGUUCCGCCCUAA